GUACCCAAGUCGAAACCGCGUUUAUUUACACAAGAAAUCCCGGCGGCACUAUCGGUCACUCAGACGGACGGACCGUUUGUGGGAGUAUUUCUUACGUCUUUUAGUGUCUACCGUUGCUAGUACCGACUUGGUACCUUGCAGAUCGCGAGCCGAGAGCCGCUUGUAUCGUCACAAACGGUGGUACCCGUGCGUGUUUCACUAAUUGUUUGUGAAGUGGUGUGCUGUUUUAUUCUCUUCUUUGCGAUUUUCUACCAUCCACUACAGCAAUUCAAGCAUGGGGAAAAUUGCAAAGGAUCAAGUGAUUAUUAUGAGUAUACUUUGAUCUAUGGGAAUAUUUUUAUUUAUUAUGGACAGUUUUUCUUCACAAGUGCCAUUUAAUCAUAAAAGAAGAAAAUAAGGACCUAGAACAAACAGUGAAAAAAAUGUUACCCAGCAGGACAAAAAUGCGUCAGUGUUAUAGCUAGUUUAAAUGUUGUUAUUGACUGAGUAGCCGAAAACGGACGAGGUGCUGGGGUUGGCUUCACCCUUAGGCCCCUCGAAUUUAAACCCUGCCAGCGCUGGCUACUAUGCGAAUUGCACACUGUAUCCGAGCCCUAAUUGCGGUGCUUGGCUUAACCGCCAUUUUUCAAUCAGCUCACUCUUCUCAUCACGAAUCUAGGCAUCGUCUACGUCAUUAUAGGUAUCCAGAGCCAUACAACAGCACAGUUCCUCUGCAGAUGGUUCCCAGCGAUGCAAUAAACGUGACGAAGUACGCGCGCGACAACCUGAAGCUGCUGCGCGAAGAGUUCCGCGUGCGCGACGAGGUGGACUGUUGUCCGACGGUGCGUGAGAUGAUUGAACCGGAGGGCGGAGAAAAUCAGGAGGGAAACUACGUGGAGCUGUUCAAGGGCGAGUUGAAGCAGCGCUUCUACGAGCUCUCCUGCCAUCCGGACAUCCUGAACAAAACGUGCAGGUUCAUCGACAAGAAGCUGCACCAGCAGUCGAAAUGCGUGCAGAAGUACAGCUUCACGUACGCUCUGAUCAAGGAUCCGGGCGGGAAGCACAAGAACUUUCCGUCGUUUCCUCUCUCCGGACCUGACACGAAGGAUUCCUGGAGGCUGGACUACAUCAAGGUGAGGAGCGGCUGCUCCUGCGUCAUCACUGAGAGAAACGGGCCGGGUUACAAAAAGAAACGGGCGAGAAAUCGUGCAAGAAACAACAAUGAUUAACAAACAUUUUUUAUUUAAUUAUUUGCCAUUAUACCAAAGGAGAGCUACAAUGACUUUUUAGUUGAAUCAGUGUUAAGUUUGUGUAUUUUUUUGUUUGUUUUUAAACUUUUGUUUUUUCUAUAACAUAAACAUUUUACGUGAAUCUACAAGACAUUCCAUUAUUUAAUGUUAAUUGUAUUUUUCGAGCUAACGUGUAAGUACUUUUAAUUUCUAGUCGAACUAGGGAUAACACUCUGCACGGUGCACCAAGUGUCCUUCUAUGUAUGGAUAUCUUUUUAUUUAAAGAGCUACAAAUUUGUUUUAAUUAAAGAAAAGUUGCGUAAUUCCAAUUAUAUUAAAAAGGCAUUUGAAAAUUGGUAAAAAAUCAGCGGUUGGCAAAAUCAAAAACCGUAAAAAAAACAAGUUUCACAUGUAAACAAACAUAUUUAUCUACAUUUUCAUCCAAUUUGUGAUUUUUUCUCGACUACUGGAUUUUAAGUUACCACCACCAUCUUUUGUUUUUCCUACCCUGCUAAAAGCAACUGAUCGCAAAUGAUCAAGUUUUAA
Molecule: messenger RNA, 1754 nt
Organism: Brassicogethes aeneus
Lineage: Eukaryota; Metazoa; Arthropoda; Insecta; Coleoptera; Nitidulidae
Source: the annotation of a GenBank genome assembly